This is a messenger RNA of Strongylus vulgaris, 570 nucleotides long. The record is from the annotation of a GenBank genome assembly. Lineage: Eukaryota; Metazoa; Nematoda; Chromadorea; Rhabditida; Strongylidae.
AUGUGGACUUUUACGGAACAGUCGAUGUUUCAAAUGCGUCGAUACAGUUCCGAGUAUCGUCCUUCAAUGGGAGCGGACUUUUGGGGAGAAUCUCUAGCUCCGAAUGGAUUUCUUUUGGAUCGUCUAGCGUUUGAUCACUCAUACACAAUUCGAUUAUGGCAUAUUGGAGCAGUGACAACUGCUUACACUUCUUAUGAAUUUCGAACGCCUCAGUGUCUCAAGCUGGUGAAGGAUCCAGCAUUAUGCGCACCACCUCCUGUGAGCGAUAUCUCGUGGAGUUGGAAUUCAACUGAAAAUGAGGGUAAUCGUAUCGUCUUAACGUGGAUUUAUGGAUCGCCUACCCAGAUGAUAGAGGAUGGAUCUCGUGUGGAACGUCGCGACUCUAUCCAACCAAUAGUGACCGCAUUUCCAAGAAUGGUUCAUUUUGAUAUUGCUGUAAAUCCACUUGUAACAGCAUCACAAUAUCAAUGCCAAUUUCUGGAUGGACAAAGACGUGUUGUAACUUGGGUAAGUUGUGACCCUAUAUUCAGCAAAAUGAAAUGGUUGGCAAUAUGGGAAAUUUCUGUUUAA